AUGAGCGAAAUAAAGCUCACCUCUGACGAGUUGAGGCAAAGGGUCCUCUCAAAUACAGGGGCGGAUGGACACCUCAAGACUGGGGAAUUCGAAAUCGAUGCGCGGACCGUUGCGAUUCUAAGCAAGAGACACCAGAUUAGUAAGAACUUCGGCUUUACGUCUAUGUUGAGUUUCUCUACGACGGUUCUAGUGUCUUGGGAAGCUUUCGCAGUAACUUUUCAGGGUGGCCUGGUCAAUGGAGGCCCUUCGACUUUGGUAUAUGGAUUGAUAUUCUCAUUCUUUGGGUCUCUGGCAACCGCGGCUUCACUUGCUGAGAUGGCGUCUAUUUCACCCACUUCAGGAGGUCAAUAUCACUGGGUCGCAUUGCUGGCACCUCGUCGCUACGCCGUACUCUUUAGUUGGUUUGCUGGAUGGAUCACAGCGUUUAUGCGAAUUGCAGUAACCGCCAGCGUCGCCUUCUUAGCAGCGACGAUGAUUCAGGGGCUAAUCAUUCUGAACUACGCCGAUACGUACGUACUCCAGCAAUGGCACGGUACGUUGAUGUACUGGGCUGUUACACUCUUCAUCGUCCUAAUUAACAUAUUCGGCGUUCGAUUCUUGCCUCAUAUUGAGACCUUGGCUUUGGUCUUACAUGUGGUCUUCUUUUUCUGCGUUCUGAUACCGCUGGUGCACUUAGCCCCGCAUAGCUCUCCUGAAUAUGUAUUUCGAACGUUCGCGAAUGACGGUGGUUGGAAAGGUGAUGGUAUUUCUUGGUGUAUUGGCUUGCUGACGUCUACAUAUGCGUUUUCUGGUGUUGAUGGGGCUUCGCAUAUGGCCGAAGAAGUGGAUAACGCAGCGAUAGUAGUCCCGCGAACUAUGAUAUGGAGCAUUGUUGUGAGUGGAGUUCUAUGCUUUGGAAUGAGUAUAGCGAUUCUAUUCAGUAUCGGAGAUGCGAAUGCGGCGUUGGAAAGUCCGACAGGAUUCCCGAUCAUUGAAAUUUUCUUCAAUGCUACUAAGUCUUACGCAGCAACGAAUGCGAUGGUUUCGGCUUUGAUUAUAUCGAUCUUUUUCUCUGCCUUGGGUUUACUUGCAUCCGCUUCUCGGCUCAUUUGGGCUUUCGCUCGUGAUGAUGGGUUACCGUUCCCUCAGUACUUUUCCCAUAUUGACGCUCGAUUCGGAAUACCAGUCCGCGCUCUCUUAUGGAGCGCCUUCAUAGUGGUGAUCCUCGGCUUGAUCAACCUAGGAUCAACCACUGCGUUCAAUGCGAUGGUAUCACUGGCUCUACUCGGCCAAUACACAACAUAUGUACUUCCUACGAUUUUCAUUCUUAUUCGGCGCAUACGUCCAGGCAAGAAUAUCCCAUUUGGUCCGUGGGAAUUGGGCAGAUGGGGCAUUCCGAUCAACCUGUUCACCAUUGCCUUUUCGUUCCUAACGAUCGCAUUUAAUGUGCUCCCACCUUAUUUCCCCGUAACUGCUACGAACAUGAACUACGCCGGCGUGGUAUUCGGAGCAGCGUUAAUUAUAUGUGCUGUGUUGUGGGUUUUCAAAGGGCAGAAGCACUACGCAGGACCGAUUAAAGAGGUUAUGGAGAAUAGGAAUAUACGGUCGGCGCUUUUAAGGCAGGGAAUUGAAGCCUCACAUAACCACGAUGUAAAAAUCGUGGCUGCUUGAAUUGAGGAUCUUUUAUUACUAAAGACUAAACAGCGCAUAUCUGCGGCAAAGCGUACCAAAAGGAAUAGCCAAUCUUUGCCUGGAGAAUGGAACGUCAGCAUCUUCCCCCGCUUUCAUAUUACGAAUACGAUAUUACUAUCUCGAAUAUUUUUAUUAAGAUAUUUCGCAUUGAGUAUAUUAGCUUUGCCAAUGGGCAGUCUUAGCAAUGGGUUC
Molecule: messenger RNA, 1863 nt
Organism: Hypoxylon trugodes
Lineage: Eukaryota; Fungi; Ascomycota; Sordariomycetes; Xylariales; Hypoxylaceae
Product: putative amino acid permease
Exons: 7
Coding region: 1-1650 (549 amino acids)
Biological process (GO): transmembrane transport
Cellular component (GO): membrane
Molecular function (GO): transmembrane transporter activity
Source: RefSeq, a predicted model, not a curated record